UCAAUCACACUUUCAACUACAUACCCAUCACUAACCCAGCUACAACAUCUAAAAGAAGGCACUCAUCACCACCACUUUCUGUCAUCGACCUCUUGUCACCCACCCACGCUUCACCACCACCACUACCACCAUCGCCGCCGUCCCCCCCCCCCCAAAAAAAAAGAACCCCUCCCUUUUCCAAAAACCAACACAACCCGCCAAACCAGCAAAAGCACAACCGCGAAGAUGGUCAGAACCUCGUACGCUCCCUCCGCCUUUUCCGAGACCUCGACCGUGUGCUCCUUUGAGAAAGAACAUGAGGUGGCCUCCGUGUCGGCCGCCGCGGCACCGAAAGAACGACGCUCCAUGAGGCAGCGGGUCAAGAGGGCCCUCCGUGACGUCGGCCACCCGCCCACCUACCGCUACGACCUCGAGCACGGCGUCGAGACCCGAAGAACGGUUCCCGUCGGGCCCAUGGGCUACAACGUCCUCAAUCAACCGUCGCGCAUCUGAAACCGCGACCUGUUGCCGAUGAAAUCGGGGUUUCUUUUUGUAUGACUGUUCAUUGAUUUU
Colletotrichum destructivum is the source of this 552-nucleotide messenger RNA. RefSeq lists its product as uncharacterized. Bases 226 to 492 code for a protein of 88 amino acids. The transcript has a single exon. The record is from RefSeq and is a predicted model, not a curated record. Lineage: Eukaryota; Fungi; Ascomycota; Sordariomycetes; Glomerellales; Glomerellaceae.